This is a messenger RNA of Astrephomene gubernaculifera, 859 nucleotides long. Lineage: Eukaryota; Viridiplantae; Chlorophyta; Chlorophyceae; Chlamydomonadales; Astrephomenaceae. The record is from the annotation of a GenBank genome assembly.
CCUGCCUCAAGAUCGACGGCUUUCAUUUGGUGUGGCUGCCUCUUCAAUGGCUCCAACUAUGAUGCGGCCUAGGCCUUUCAGUCCCUCAGCGGCCGCCAGGACAGCUGCCCCGCCCUCAGGCCGUCCAUCGUUGCCUGCCAGCUUCAAGAACGAGGGUGUGACGUACAAGCAGAACAAGCUCGUGCCCUUCAUCUUUGUCAGCACGUGUGGCAGUGUCUCCCGGACAACAUCAGAGGGCAUCAAGGUGCUAGAGGCCAAAAUCCAGGUCGGCACCGGGCACCUUGUUAUCAAGACAAGGCUAGCUGCUGGCAAGAACCCGAAGGAGGUCCAGGUGCGGAGGCUUGUAGCCUCGACCUUCAUGUCCUCAGAGGAUCUGGGGCUGCUGGGCCUGACGUCUGCCUCUGACCUCAAGGGGCACUCGUCUGGCAGUCAUCAACUUGGCACCAAGGAUGGUGACAAAACCAAUGUUGCCCUUGACAACUUAGUCAUUAAGAAGCGCGGCUGAUUAUUGCGCCUUAUGCCAGAAAGCAUGAGAUGAUCUAAGCUAAUUUCAUGUCGUACGAAAUGCAUGGUCUUUGCAGGAUUAGAGAGACAACAACUAAUGCAGGGGUGAAAUUGCUGAGAAAUGCAAUUAUUGAAGUCCGUUAUGUCGUAGAAUAUGACACGUAAUAUUCGAUGUUUGGCUGCAGGUGUUUAUCGUGCAUAGGUUGGUAAAUAUGGUUUCUUUUUUUGGAAACGUGCCUACGGACUUGCUUGGGAUUACAGGAUUGGAUUCUUAAUUAAAUUCCACUCUUCGAGAGAGAGAGAGAGAGAGAGAGCAUGAGAUCGCUAAGCUGCGUGCAGGGCAGCCAUUGUAAAC